GAUAGUCAGAUCAGUCUACUGAAGGGAGUCGUCUUGAGCACUUUGUUUCUUCUUUCUGCGCGGCACUAUGAUGUGGAAAAGGAUGUGUGGUUGACACCAAAAGGUGAAGUUCCCACACAAAUUUUGAAAGUCGCGACCGGAAUGGACAAGUUCUAUGAAGAGCACACUAAAUACUGCAGAAAUUUCAACGCACUUGUGGCACAGGACCCAAACUUGGUAUCUUUGAUGCAGGCAUUGUGCCUAUUCACACCUGACAGACCUUCGCUGGAUGCUCGCCAGACGGUUGCCAACGUCCACGACCGGUACUACCUGUUGCUGAAGCAUUACCUAGAGGCCAAGGUGGGCUUCGCGGGAGGUCGCGCUAUGUUGGCCUCCGUUCUAGCCAACCUGAACCAACUUGAGGCGUUAACAAUCAAUUACGGUCACAUGUUGAUGCAGUUGGAUCCAACCAAAGUCGACCCGUUGCUAAUGGAGAUCUUUAAUCUUACACCGCCAUCUUCAAAAAUCGUCCGGUUGGAGUGA
Molecule: messenger RNA, 522 nt
Organism: Opisthorchis viverrini
Lineage: Eukaryota; Metazoa; Platyhelminthes; Trematoda; Opisthorchiida; Opisthorchiidae
Exons: 3
Biological process (GO): negative regulation of transcription by RNA polymerase II; cell differentiation; positive regulation of transcription by RNA polymerase II
Molecular function (GO): nuclear receptor activity; RNA polymerase II cis-regulatory region sequence-specific DNA binding
Source: RefSeq, a predicted model, not a curated record